Aphanomyces invadans is the source of this 342-nucleotide messenger RNA. RefSeq lists its product as hypothetical. NCBI's taxonomy places the organism in Eukaryota, Oomycota, Saprolegniomycetes, Saprolegniales, Verrucalvaceae. The record is from RefSeq and is a predicted model, not a curated record. The transcript has 5 exons. The coding region runs from base 1 to 342 and encodes 113 amino acids.
AUGGAGACAUCAAACUCGACACAGGUGGGCCUCGUCAUCGUGUUCUUCAAGAAAGCCCCGGGCAACGGCGACGACAGCUGGGUCACACUCGGGGUUUUCGGGCAAACGGCCGACACGCUCCAGUUUGGAUUUCAUCAGCGUGCGAAAGUUGGAAAGCAGCGUCGUAUGCGAGCACGAAAGAAACCCAAAUCAAGCACGUUUCAAUCGGGUGAGUUGGCAGGCUGGCAAACGACAUUGAUGCAGAAACCAUCACAAUACCCUGCGGACGCAACGUCGACAUCGUCAACAGGCCAGAGCCUUUUAAUCGCUGGUAUGACAUUGUCCAAAAGCAUUUUCUUGUAG